GUUCUUUCUUUACUGUUUGCAGAGGUCCCACAAAAGUUUAAUGGUAAAAUUCUAUUCUGGAAAAAAAUGAUGGGAAUUUAACUGAAGCCAAUGUUAGUAUUCACUGUGAAAAAUGGGAGAGUAUCUCAAAAUGGCUCCACACUGUUUCAGUGGAUCAAGUGAACAAAAUUCAAGGGACCGAACUGGAAAAUGAGAAUGAUGGCAGCAGUCUACGACAAAAAUAUGAUCAUUUCUGGGAGACAGUUUUAGCAUUCCACUCAAAAAAGAAUGGAUGUGCUGGAGAUGCUAUCAGAAAUAGCUUUGAUGCUGACAAACUCAGGUUGGAAGCAGAAGAGGCUAGAAAUAUAAUUGACUAUGCGACGUCAAAGUUGAAGCAGAGAGGGAUAUCAGAUAAUGAGGAGAACCUGUUUGAAAUCAUGCUUCAUGAGUUAAAACUGUUAUCAAAGGUUUUAGACCAUCCAAGCUCAGGGGACAUGAAGAGCAUGCCUACGAUUGAAGAAGUGUGUGCAAAGUUGCAGGAGCUGAGACCAAGGCUACAGCCUUUCAUGGACUUGCUCUUUCCACUGAAGGAGCAAGGCAAGCAAGAGGACCAGCAGAGUGCUCAAAAGUUUCCCGAGGAAAUUGUGAGCAUUGAUCGGAGAGGGACUGACAGUGCAGUGGUGGAAACCACUGCCGAUUCUGGCAACCUCCAUCUUGCUGAAACAAUGAACAAGAAAUCUAGGAAAAAGAUCAAGAGUAAGCCACCAAAACAAACUACAGGUGAGAGAAAGGGUGAAGCUGGAAGCGGUAAUCACAAAGGCAAGGAUACCAGGAAGUCAGAGAAGAGGAGGAAAAGAAAAUAGUUGUUUUUUUCUUUUUAUUUUUUUGUUUGUUUGUUUAAUGAGUCUGUGAACAGGGUGAAAACAGAGCCAGAAUUUGCCGUGCAAAGGCUCAUAGAUUGUAACGGUGAUUAAAGUUAUUUAUAUGCCAUUAAAAGAUAUCUUUUGGUGUAUUUUCUGUCGAAUCGAGGGUCUGCAAAUAGCAAAGGAUGGCAAGAUUUAAUCUUGUAGGUAGAGUCUACACUUGUCACGGACUCACGAUCCAAAAGUUAACUUGUUGACAGGUGAAACGGUCCGAGUGGAUAAGCCCAUAUGCUAUAUUUUUUAUUAGUCAAUGUGGGAUUAUUACAAUCUCCCUCAUAUAAUUUUAUGGCGCCCUCAUCAGAAUUGGCUCCAAUGAGAGAGAAGGAGAGUCCAUCUAUGGCCAAGGUUCUCAAGAGAUGAUAAUCCUUAAAAGAGAACCAAUAUGUGAAGAUUGUAUAGAAUGGCUAAAACUUGAAACUUAGAAGUUUGCUGGUCAGGAAUAUUCAGGCCUCUUCCAGCAUACACAUUGAAGAUGUCAUGGCUAAUGGGCAAGAAAUGGCCAUAUGUUGAAAAAAAAUAUCGA
Molecule: messenger RNA, 1425 nt
Organism: Elaeis guineensis (African oil palm)
Lineage: Eukaryota; Viridiplantae; Streptophyta; Magnoliopsida; Arecales; Arecaceae
Source: RefSeq, a predicted model, not a curated record